Molecule: messenger RNA, 2394 nt
Organism: Coccomyxa subellipsoidea C-169
Lineage: Eukaryota; Viridiplantae; Chlorophyta; Trebouxiophyceae; Coccomyxaceae
Exons: 12
Coding region: 1-2394 (797 amino acids)
Biological process (GO): rRNA processing
Cellular component (GO): nucleus
Molecular function (GO): RNA binding
Source: RefSeq, a predicted model, not a curated record
AUGCUCACGGAAGAGCGCUUCCAGAAUAAAGCACCUGUUGACAAGCGGGGAAGGAAGGAUGGGGCCGAAGAAGUGUCCCCAGACACCGGAACAGAGAAGAGCGCCCUCCCACCAGACACAAAGAAGAAGGCCAAGUUGCCGGAUCAAGAAGAGCAUGCAUCUGACAGUGAAGCAGAGGAGCCCAGCGAAGGAGAGGAUGCAGAGGCUGCCGAGGAAGAGAGCAGCGAAGAGGAGGAGUCUGACAGGGACGCAGAGGCAAAAGCACGGUGGGCGCGCAUGCGGGGGCUGGCCGGCCCGGACAGCAGCAGCGAUGAUGAUGCUGGCAGCGAGGAUGAGGAUGCAUCAGUCUCCGAUAUGGCCUCUCUUCAAGACGAGGAUGAGGUGGGCGAUCUGUCAGAGUGGGGAGUGGGAGCGAUGGCGGCCAAUCCGGACGAGGCCAUUCCCGAGGCGGAGGAGACCUCCAGGCUGGCAGUUCUGGACUUGGAUUGGGAGCGCAUCCGCGCCACCGAUAUCCUGGUUGUCCUGCGCUCCUUCCUCGACAAGGGGCAACGCAUCGAGCGGGUGACAGUGUAUCCGUCGGACUUUGGCCUGGCCCAGAUGGCUGAGGAGGCGGUCAUGGGGCCGCGUCCCAUCUUUGGCUUAAAGGCACUGCGGGAGAGCUCCGCCAAAGAAGCACAUGGCAGCGACUCAGAUGACGACGAUGAUGACAGCGACGCUGCAAAGAGGCCCGGUGCAGAAGAGGAGUCUGAGGAGUCAGAUGCGGAGGUCGACCAGCGCCGCCUGCGCAUGUACGAGCGGUCAAAGCUGCGCUACUACUACGCAGUUGUGGAGUGUGACAGCGUCGCCACCGGCGCCCACCUGUACAGCCAGUGCGACGGCCUCGAGUUUGAGCUGACUGCCAACCGGCUGGACCUGCGCUUUGUGCCGGAGGAGCAGAGCUUUGAGGGGCGGAAGGUGCGGGACAGCGCGACGGGCGCGCCGGCCGAGUACCAGCCGCCGCCCUUCUUCGCGACGGCCGCGCUGCAGCACACCAACGUGAAGCUGACCUGGGACGGCGACGAUGAGCAGCGCAAGCGCACCAUGUCCAAGCGCGUCACCGCCGACGAGCUGCGCGAAGACGACUUCAAGGCGCGCCCCCUGCAGCCUACUUUACACCUUUCUCUGCAGCUGACCAAAAAUUCCUCGAUUCUUUCAUUUGCAGAGAUGGACAAACAGGGAAGUGAUGAGGAUGAGGAAGAAGCCGAGGUGCCAGAUGCGGACCGCUACCGGAAGCUGCUGUUGGCGGGCGCCGAUGCGCAGCAGCCGCUGCACCGCAAGGGUGGCAAGGACUGGGGCGCUGCAGCAAAUGGGACCGCCGACGAGGAAGACCAGGCAUGCUGUCUCUCCUUCAACUACCAAUGUCAUGGCUGCUUCCUGUGUCAUGGCUUGCCAUGUGUUGUUGGCAGUGGCGAAGAGGAGGCAGCGAAGAGGAAGACCAAGAAACGGGGGGAUGUGGACAUGGAGGUCACCUUUGGUCCUGCGCUGGAGGGCCUCUCGCAGCGCCUGGCUGACAAGGCAAAGUCCAAGGAGGCCAAGACCCUUUGGGAGCAGAUUGAAUUGCGGCGCAGGGAGAAGAAGAUGGCAGCAAAGAAGAAGGGGAGGCACUACGCCAGCUCAGACGAUGAUGGAGAUGGCGCCAUCAGCGAUGACGUGCAGCCAGCAUACGUGCAGGAGGAUGCCUUCCUCCAGCAUGAUGACAACACCUUCGAUGACCCUUUCUUCCAGGGCGGGGAUGAGGAGCCGUCCAAGCCUCAGAAGGAGGAGGAGAGGGCGGCCAAGAGGGAGAAGAUGCGCAAGAAGAAGACAGAGCGGGUGGCGGCCGAGCAAGCAAAGGAGCAGGAGGAGCGGAGGAGGCAGGCUGAGCUGGAGCUGCUGCUCAUGGAUGAGCAUGCCCUGCAUGAUCAGGCCGUGCUGGGUGCCAAGGCAGACAAGGCGGCAGAAGCUAAGGCAAGCCAGCUGUCACGCAAGGAGCGCAUCAAGCUGAAGAAGGCUCAAAAGCGCAUGGAGAGGGCCACGGGCAGCGAUGAUGAGGACUUGGGCACAGCAGGACAGAAGCUGAAGGAGGCCGACCUGGAGGAUCCUAGGUUCUCAGCAAUCUUCACCAACCCCGAUUAUGCCCUGGAUCCGACCAACCCUCGCUUCACGCACACGGCUGGCUCCGCCAAGCUGGCAGCAGCCGUGGCAAAGCGCAAGGGGCGCAAGGUGCCAGCUGGAAUCGAUGCUGCUCCGGAGGCUGCCGUGGCACCCUCAGAUGCAGGGAAGCCCUCAUCUGAUGCCCAGCUGAAGGCCAUGGUAAUGUCGCUGAAGAAGAAGAAGGCAAGUGCAAAGAAGGCCGAGCAGCUGAAGAGCAAGUGA